AUGGCUUUAGCUUUUUAAUGUUUCCUGCAAGUUUUGGUCUCUUGGGUUACAUAUGCAGCUCAGCCUUUCUGUCUGCCAGGGUGCACCUGCUCAGAGGAGAGUUUUGGCAGGACUCUGCAGUGCAUGUCUGUGUCUUUGGGAAAGAUUCCAGGGAACCUUCCUGAAGAGUUCAAGCAAGUAAGAAUUGAAAACUCACCUUUUUUUGAACUUCCCCAGGGUUCUUUCAUCAACAUGAGCACCUUGGAAUACCUUUGGCUCAACUUUAACAAUGUCACUGUGAUCCACCUAGGAGCCCUGGAGCAAGUGCCAGAGCUGAGAGAGCUGAGACUAGAGGGGAACAAACUCCAUUCAGUACCGUGGACAGCGUUCCAGGCCACCCCUCUCCUAAGGGUCUUGGAUCUCAAACACAACCAGAUUGAUGCACUCCCUGAGUUGGCUCUUCAGUUCCUAGCCAACCUGACUUACCUUGACCUAUCUUCCAAUAGGCUGACAGUUGUAUCCAAGAGUGUCUUCUUGAACUGGCCGGUUUAUCAGAAACUCCAGCAGCAUAGCUGUGGAGCUGAGAUUCUCAUCAGCAUGGUGUUGGCACUGCACGACAGUCCCUGGGUAUGUGACUGCCGUCUAAGGGGGUUUGUUAAGUUUAUCAAGACCAUUAACUCCCCAUUCAUCCUGGUGAAUUCCUACCUGAUAUUCCAGAGCCAUGUCUCUAAGGCAGGACAGCUUUUCCACGAGACUGAGCUCAGUGCUUGCAUGAAGCCAAAUAUCUCAACCCCCAGUGCCAAUGUCACCAUCCAGGCAGGACAGAAUGUGACCUUGAAAUGCUUGGCACAAGCCAGUCCCUAACAAACCAUUGCAUGGAUGUAUCCCCUGAUCAUGUGGAGAAAAUUUGAUGUGUUGGUCUCAUCUACCACAGAAGAUACUGUUUUGUCCCAGCUUGUAAUUCCAGCUGCUCACCUGAUAGACAGUGGCAAUUACACCUGCAUGGCUUCCAACUCCAUUGGCAGGAGCACCCUCAUCAUCCCCGUCCACAUCCAGCCUGCACAGGCCCUGCCUGGAUCCCAUUCUCUUCCCAACUCCUCAGAGGGCAAUGUAAUUGACCUGAGAGUGGUCAAGCAAACAGUGUAUAGCAUCUUGCUAGAGUGGCUUGUGGUGGCCAACCUCCCUGAAGAACAGUGGUUCACCCUCUACAUUGCAUCUGAUGAAGCCCUCAGAAAGGAGGUGGUCCACAAGAAAGAGCACAUAAUUCUUACUUUCAUAGAGCUAAAGCCAAUGGAGCUUUAA
Molecule: messenger RNA, 1281 nt
Organism: Nannospalax galili (Upper Galilee mountains blind mole rat)
Lineage: Eukaryota; Metazoa; Chordata; Mammalia; Rodentia; Spalacidae
Gene: Lrit2
Product: leucine rich repeat, Ig-like and transmembrane domains 2
Molecular function (GO): protein binding
Source: RefSeq, a predicted model, not a curated record